UUUCUUGCCAAACUCUUCCACUAUUGUGGUAGUCCAAUCUUCCACUAUUCUGUUCUGCUGAUCUGUUUCCCCUGCUGUAGUAUUCAAUUCUUUUUUGGUUUCAGGAUUGGACACAGUAUGAUAACUGAUGCUGUGCAGAGGAGUCUUAUAACACCAGGGAAGAGCAUUCUGGUGGAGCCAACUAGUGGAAACACUGGCAUUGGACUUGCAUUUAUAGCUGCUUCAAAAGGAUAUAAGCUCAUAUUGACAAUGCCAGCCUCAAUGAGUCUAGAAAGAAGGGUUCUUUUUAAAGCUUUUGGAGCUGAGCUUGUUUUGACUAAUUCUGCUAAGGGGAUGAACGGAGCAGUUCAGAAAGCUAAAGAAAUUUUGAAUAGCACGCCAAAUGCCUACAUGCUUCAACAAUUUGACAAUCCUGCAAAUCCAAAGUACCAUGUUCCUCAUCUUCAAAUUCCCCAUCUUCAAAUUCUUCAAAUUCCUCACUAG
This is a messenger RNA of Camellia sinensis, 483 nucleotides long. NCBI's taxonomy places the organism in Eukaryota, Viridiplantae, Streptophyta, Magnoliopsida, Ericales, Theaceae. The record is from RefSeq and is a predicted model, not a curated record.